AUGCAGUCCACUACAGCGGAGAUUGAGAACGGCUGCGGUGGCUUUUGUGUCUUUGGUGAUUAUGGCCCGAUGUAUACCGUUGACGACACCUAUCGAGUUGACGAUGCGACCAUCGAGCUCAACUUCGAUCACUCCGUCCUCACGGAAACAACACCAUACCCUCGUACAAGUACCGAAACGCCGGCAGUGACGGAGUCUUGGGAGCCUACAGAGGCUACUACUACCGGAGCCCCCGCGGAGGCUACUACUACCGGAGCCCCAACAGAAGCUACUACUGCCGGAGCCCCUAUCGAGGCUACUACCACUGAGGCUCCUACCAUUGCAACACUCACUGAAGCUCCUAUUUUUACUACGACUAACACGCCACGGCCUACCAAGCCCACACGACCUACCAAGCCCACAAGGCCUCACUGCAAGAACGGCAAAUGUGACAAUUCCAACACGAAUCAAACUACUACCAGCAGCACCUUUGCUGCGGUUACUACCAUUGAAGCUUCUAUUGCCGAGCCUACUACAACUGGAGCACCCACGGAGUAUGCUACCACUACGACUGUUACUCCCCUGUUGGUCUUCACAAGAACUGGAGUCCCUGUAGAGGCUACUACUGAAGCCCCUGUAGAUGCUACUACUGAAGUCCCUGUAGAGGCUACUUCUGAAGCCCCUGUGGAGGCUACUACUGAAGCCCCUGUAGAGGCUACUACUGAAGCCCCUGUAGAUGCUACUACUGAAGUCCCUGUAGAGGCUACUUCUGAAGGUCCUGUAGAUGUUACUACUGAAGCCCCUGUAGAUGAUACUACUGGAAACCUCAUAGAAACAACUACUGUGGUCCCCACUGACGCUUCUACUGGAGGCCCCGUUGGCGCUACUACUGAGGUCCCCAUUGAUGCUGCUACUGAGGGUUCUGUAGAGAUUACUACUGAAGCCCCUGUAGAGGCUACUACUGAGGUCCCCAUUGAUGCUGCUACUGAGGGUUCUGUAGAGAUUACUACUGAAGCCCCUGUAGAGGCUCCUACUGAUGCCCCUGUAGAGGCUACUACUGAAGCCCCUGUAGAGGCUACUACUGAAGGUUCUGUAGCGGCUACUACUGAAGCCCCUGUAGAGGUUACUACUGAAGCUCCUGUAGAGGCUACUACUGAAGCUCCUGUAGAGGCUACUACUGAAGCCCCUGUAGAGGCUACUACUGAAGCCCCUGUAGAGGCUACUACUGUGGUCCCCAUUGACGCUACUAACGAGGGUUCUGUAGAGAUUACUACUGAAGCCCUUGUAGAGGCUACUAAUGAAGCCCCUGUAGAUGUCACUACUGAGGUCCCCAUUGACGCUACUACUGAGGUUCCCAUUGACGCUACUACUGAGGGUUCUGUAGAGGCUACUACUGAAGCCCCUGUAGAGGUUACUACUGAAGCCCCUGUAGAGGUUACUACUGAAGCCCCUGUAGAGGUUACUACUGAAGCCCCUGUAGAGGUUACUACUGAAGCCCCUGUAGAGGCUACUACUGAAGCCCCUGUAGAGGCUACUACUGUGGUCCCCAUUGACGCUACUAACGAGGGUUCUGUAGAGAUUACUACUGAAGCCCUUGUAGAGGCUACUAAUGAAGCCCCUGUAGAUGUCACUACUGUGGUCCCCAUUGACGCUACUACUGAGGUUCCCAUUGACGCUACUACUGAGGGUUCUGUAGAGGCUACUACUGAAGCCCCUGUAGAGGUUACUACUGAAGCCCCUGUAGAGGUUACUACUGAAGCCCCUGUAGAGGCUACUACUGAAGCCCCUGUAGAGGCUACUACUGUGGUCCCCAUUGACGCUACUACUGAGGUCCCCAUUGACGCUACUACUGAGGGUUCUGUAGAGGCUACUACUGAAGCCCCUGUAGAGGUUACUACUGAAGCCCCUGUAGAGGUUACUACUGAAGCCCCUGUAGAGGUUACUACUGAAGCACUACGACCUACAAGGCCUACGCAGCCUGAAUGCAAGAACGGAAAGUGUGAUGAUCCUAUUACGAAGCCUAACGAUACGAAAACAAAGUCUCCAAAAGGUAAGUUUACUACUGAAGGCCCGAUAGAGGCUACUACGGAAGCCCCGGUAGAGGCUACUACGGAAGUCCCGGUAGAGGCUACUACGGAAGGCUCUAUUGACGCUGCUACUGAUGCCCCCGCUCUCCUUUAG
Perkinsus marinus ATCC 50983 is the source of this 2160-nucleotide messenger RNA. RefSeq lists its product as hypothetical. Lineage: Eukaryota; Perkinsozoa; Perkinsida; Perkinsidae. The record is from RefSeq and is a predicted model, not a curated record. Bases 1 to 2160 code for a protein of 719 amino acids. The transcript has a single exon.